AUGGUACUCAUCUUUUGGAAGGAUAUAUUGUCUGUGGUCAAUGUGCAACAUGACUGCAUGGCAGAGGGGAAAAACUGCAAAGAAAUGCAACAUGUGCCUGUUCAACAAGAGCAUGUUGAGACAACAAAGAUGCACCUCACUGUUGUCCAUGCAUCAACAAAUGCUUAUCUCCUCAAUACUCAUGCAUUGCACAACUAUCAGUUCAUUUCUGCUGUCAUUCCAAAGGCUCUCCACAGUCAAAUUGACUCUUCCAUUGUUGUUGACCAUCACUCACUAUGA
Pisolithus orientalis is the source of this 279-nucleotide messenger RNA. RefSeq lists its product as uncharacterized. The record is from RefSeq and is a predicted model, not a curated record. The transcript has a single exon. Bases 1 to 279 code for a protein of 92 amino acids. NCBI's taxonomy places the organism in Eukaryota, Fungi, Basidiomycota, Agaricomycetes, Boletales, Pisolithaceae.